AUGGCGGAAGUGGAUGCUGAAACGACUCAUGCCUAUAGGCGACUUGUUGAGCGUCUCCUGACCCAAGCCGAACAAGUCAAACCCGACAAGCAGAUUGAACCCCCCUUGACGGAGACGCAUCUCGGCGACUCCUUCUGGCUAAUCCAGGGAGAGGAUGAGCAGAUCGCGAAACGAUUUAGCCAACAAACACAGUUUGCUGCUGUUGAAAUUGCAUUUAGGGAAAAGUUCUAUCAUCUUCUCGCCAAUACAACAAUUGACGAGCCGGGCUUCAUUCAAAUAUGGAACCUCCUCGAUAUCAUUUCCAUAUUUUCUGACAAUGAGCAAUGCGAACCCGGUUUGAUUUUCUGGCUCAUCGAGGAGCUGCUCGAUAGUCAGACCAUAGAGGGCUGUCGCAAGGUUUUCGAUUACUUGGAGUCUCGGAGAGAGCGGAAUACAAAGAAACACUUCAAACAGAAAAGCUUGAUUAUUCUUCGAUCUUGCAACGAGCUACUGCGAAGAUUAUCUCGGGCCGAGGAUACCGUGUUCUGUGGCCGCGUUUUUAUCUUCUUGUUCCAAAGCUUUCCUCUGGGAGAUAAGAGCGCUGUCAAUCUCCGGGGUGAAUACCAUACCGAAAAUGUGACGACGUUCGACGAGAAUGUUACGAGUGGAGGCAAUAAGGAUGAUGAAAUGGAUGUGGAGCCCUCCAAUGGACAAGACGCAUCUGCGAGAGUGGAGGAGCCUGAUACAGUCUCUCAGACGCCUGCGCAGGAAUCGCCGAAAGCACCGAAACUAGUUGUUUCCAAAAGUGAUGACAAGGGCGAGGAGACCAAGAUUGAUUUAGAUAGACUCUACCCGAUGUUCUGGAGUCUACAAGCCUAUUUCUCGGCCCCAACCAAAACCUUCGAUCCCCACCACUUCGCUACAUUCAAGUCAGGGCUCGAAGCUACACUGUCGACAUUUCGUUCAAUGCAUAUGGACAUGGAGAAUUCGGGAGCCGCGAGGACGUCCGAAGAAACCAGGAAAUCCUCCAAACGGAAACGGACUGCGGACGGACAAGAGAUUGCGAGCAGUUUCAAUCCCAAAUAUCUGACCAGUAGAGACCUGUUUGAUCUCGAAAUCAAUGACACCGCUUUUCGAAGGCACGUUCUCGUUCAAGCGCUCAUUCUCUUGGACUUCUUGCUUUCUCUUACGCCUAAAGCGAAAGCAAAGAUGGCCGACAUGACCAACAAAUCCGUGCUUUACGGUUUCGUGUUGAAUGAUGAAGAUACAAGAUGGGCCGCGAAAACCAGAAAAGCCAUUGAGGAGUACCUUCAAGAGGGAGUCGGUGGCAAAUUCUACUAUCGCAUGGUAGACACUGUAUUGUCAAGGGACAAGAAUUGGGUGCGCUGGAAAGCAGAGGGCUGCCCUUUGAUCGAAAACCCUCCGGUGUCGGUGACCGAGUAUGCCGGCGCCCGUGAGCAAGCGACGAAAGUUUAUGCAAACAAACGCCUUCGUCCCUCACCGAUGGGAUCACUGAACCUCAGCUUUCUUUCCGAAGGCGAGUCAACUGCUGGUCUCGAGAGACUAGCCGAGUCUGAAAGAUUCACCGUUCCCGCCGCCGAUUCAUUUCUGAUGGGCAUCAUGGAUGAUGACUUGGAUAUCGAUAUGGCAAGUACAAAGGCCGAUAAGGAGCAUGCAAUGCGUGCAAAAGCGAGCAAGACCUGGCGGAUUUUGCGGCUCUCUGCGAAAAGUAAACUGGCAGCUUUUCCAAAACUCGAGGAUGGCAAAAACGUUAGGGCUCUGUUUGAGACGAACCCACCGACCGAGGACACCCCCCAGACACUCGAGGGGACUCCCCAGGUAACAGAGGCGGCAACAAAGGCUCCCGGCGAGAACCAGGCCGCUGAACUGGGGCCCAACCACGGCGUUGGCAAUGCCGAGAAAGAAAACCCAAUCGUUGCCACCGAACAGACAUCAGCCGAGUCGACGGACGUAAUUGCUGCGGGCAAGAAAGAACAAGAGACGUGA
Messenger RNA from Aspergillus steynii IBT 23096, 1986 nucleotides. Its product is annotated as THO complex subunit THO1/HPR1. Gene Ontology annotation, cellular component: THO complex part of transcription export complex. Gene Ontology annotation, biological process: mRNA export from nucleus; regulation of DNA-templated transcription elongation. The transcript has 7 exons. NCBI's taxonomy places the organism in Eukaryota, Fungi, Ascomycota, Eurotiomycetes, Eurotiales, Aspergillaceae. The coding region runs from base 1 to 1986 and encodes 661 amino acids. The record is from RefSeq and is a predicted model, not a curated record.